Penicillium lagena is the source of this 1626-nucleotide messenger RNA. RefSeq lists its product as uncharacterized. The transcript has a single exon. The record is from RefSeq and is a predicted model, not a curated record. NCBI's taxonomy places the organism in Eukaryota, Fungi, Ascomycota, Eurotiomycetes, Eurotiales, Aspergillaceae. Gene Ontology annotation, molecular function: FAD binding. Bases 1 to 1626 code for a protein of 541 amino acids.
AUGAACAGUCAGGUUUUGAUCGCUGGUGCCGGGCCGGUUGGGCUUACGAUGGCUCUCGAGCUCGGCAGGCGUGGCAUCAACGUGCUGGUCGUCGACAAAAGACCAGGAUUCGGCAAAUUGCCCAAGAUGGAACGCUCCAAUGCGCGGACCAUGGAAAACUUCCGCCGCAUGGGCAUAUCUGCACCGAUCCGGGCUGCUGGCCUUGAUAACGACAUGCCCAUGGAUGUCUUCAUCUGCCUAGAGAACAUUGUGAAUCCACCUCUCUUGCAUCAUAGUUAUGCAUCAGUCAAUACACUACGCGCGGAGUACCAGGCGACCACCGAUGGCUCGAAAGCAGCAGAGCCAUACCAGCUCAUCUCACAAUAUACACUUGAGCCUCUGUUAUGCGACCUUGCUAAACGCUAUGACAACGUCCAGAUAGUCUUUAACCACGAACUCGUUGACUUCACUCAGGAUGGCACGAGCGUCACCGCCCAAUUGCGCCUUACCGAUGGUUCUAUCACCAAGGCUCUCACUAAUUAUCUGGUUGGUUGUGACGGCGCCUCCAGUACUGUCCGUGAACGUCUCGGCUUUGUACUCGAAGGCGAUUCGCUACUUGAGAUGCGGCAAGCACUUUUCUACUGCGAGGACCUUCUUCAGCGAAUUCCAAUCGGAGUUGGUCGGCAUUACCACAUAGCCGAUGAUACAAACUCAUUUAUCAUUGUACAAGACGAUAAGAAACACUUCUCGCUACAUGCUACCGUUGACAGCGAUGAUAAGAUGGCGCCGUUAUUUGAGCGAGUUGUCGGUUUUCCAAUCAAGUACAAGCAACUCUACGUUGGCAGAUGGCGGCAACGACUCAUGCUGGUUAAUCGAUAUCGUGACCGUCGUGUCUUCCUUGCAGGUGAUUCAGCUCACCUUGUUAUUCCGACGGGCGGACUUGGCAUGAAUACUGGACACGCCGAUGCUGUCGAUCUAUCUUGGAAGUUAGCGGCGGUCCUACAUGGCUGGGGUGGGCCUAAAUUGCUAGACUCCUACGAGGUAGAACGUCGGCCCAUUGGCGCCCGCAAUAUUGCCGCGUCAAGGCGAGCUGCCGCGGGCCGGCGUCAAUGGCGAAAAGAAUGGCGCCCAGAAAUUACUGAAGAUAGCCCUGCUGGUGAAGCAGUGCGGAAACAAAUCAUCGCGGUAGCCGAGCGCGAGCAGCGCUGGAGUAACGACCUUUACGGAAUCGAGCUUGGAUAUCAAUAUACAAACUCUCCGAUUCUAAUGGGGACCGAUGAGGGUAACGACAUGGCCGACGUCGAAUCGUGCUUUGCGUAUCAACCAGUUGUCCAGGUCGGCUACCGCCUACCAAACACCUGGAUGAGUGAUGGGAGAUCUAUCCAGGAUGUCAUCGGCGAUGAAUACGCGCUCAUUGUGAAUGAGAAUCAACCUCCCCGCUUAGACCUACUGGAAGAGGAGUUCCGGCGUGUUGGUGCUGCGUUUUCUGUCGUUCGGCUGGAUACUAAAGAAGCUGGUGCUGUCUACGGUAACGACUUGCUGCUGGUUCGGCCCGACCUACACAUAGCUUGGCAGGCUGCUACGCUUCCUGGUGACCCCACUCGUCUCGUGGCGACUAUCACCGGCAAUUAUAGCAAGAGUUCUUGA